Penicillium pulvis is the source of this 3333-nucleotide messenger RNA. RefSeq names its product class I adenylate-forming enzyme family protein. Gene Ontology annotation, biological process: fatty acid metabolic process. Lineage: Eukaryota; Fungi; Ascomycota; Eurotiomycetes; Eurotiales; Aspergillaceae. The coding region runs from base 1 to 3333 and encodes 1110 amino acids. The transcript is spliced from 2 exons. Gene Ontology annotation, molecular function: medium-chain fatty acid-CoA ligase activity. The record is from RefSeq and is a predicted model, not a curated record.
AUGCAACAAAUGAGCAUUCAACUGGCAGCCCGCUUAUCUUCCAAAGGUAUUGGUCAUGGAAGUCGGCUCAUUACCCUGAUGUUGAAUCAAGCCCAAUGGGCACUUCUUUUCUGUGCAUCUGCACGCCUGGGCUGUCAUUUUGUGCCACUGGAUCCCCGGGUGCUUGAUCGUGACGGUCAUGAUGUUCUGUGUCUCCUGAACCAGCUAGAACCAGCGGCGAUGUUCGUAUCGACCAAGGCAAUGUCGAAUCGAAUCAACGAGAUAAAGUUCUGUCAAAAUGACCGACCUGUUGUUCAGUGCGUUGUCGCCGAUGAAGAAUAUAAUACAUCAGCCGGGUGGACGACACUGCACAAAAUCAUGUCGGAACCCUUAGUUGGCACUGCUGCUUUGCCUGCGCCCGGGAGACCAGACGAUACAGCGCUCAUUUUGUUUACGAGUGGCACCACUGCACUUCCGAAAGGAUGUCCACAUUCGUCCAUCUCUAUUGGUGCUCAAGCGCUGGGGCUUAUGGACAAUUUGGACGUAGGACCUGGCGCGAUCCUUUGCCAGCAUCUGCCCAAUUUUCAUGUCUUUAAUAUUGCGUUGACCCUUGCAUUCUGGCUUGCUGGUGCUACUGUCAGCUUUCCAAGCCCUUCUUUCAACCCACAGAGCAGUGUGCAACUGAUCAGAUCCCACCCACGAGUCUCAGUUCCCUGUGUCCCGGCAAUGGUACAUGCUUUAUCGACUUGUGUAUCCCCCGAGCACAGCUCUCGCCUUUCAUUUCAAAUGAUUCUAGGUGGUGCUCCGGUUACAUUGGACGUUAUAAAAUGCAGCAGGGAUCUUGGGGCGACGAGUGUCGUGGUAGGAUAUGGCAUGACUGAAGGUAUAGCUGUUCUCAAUACUUCCAUCGACACAACCUCCUUGGAGCUGAUUAACAGUGAUGUUUCUGUUGGGAGGGUAUUCUCCGGUGGCCGACUCCGGAUAUGUGCUUUGGGAAGCCGCACCCCCAUCCACAAGAAAGAGAUCGGCGAGGUGCAUCUCGGUGGUCUUCCAGUAUUCGACGGCUAUAUAGGCAGCAGAAGUGUCUCGUGUUAUCGUGAGAAUGGGGUGAGCUGGAUAGCCACAGGGGAUCAAGGGUAUAUGGAUGGCGAGGGCUAUCUUUACCUCCUUGGCAGGUAUAAAGAUCUCAUCAUCCGCGGUGGCGAAAACAUAUCCCCGUUGAAGAUUGAACAGUGCUUGGGCAAGUUUUCUGGGAUUAAGGAUGUCUGUGUUGUGGGUAUCUCAGAUGCUACUGCGGGUGAAGUUCCUGUUGCUGUGAUCCGAAAGGAUCCUUUGACACAAGCACCAAAACAACAAACUAUCCAAAUGAUGAUUUCGAAUAAAUUAGGGGCAUUCUUUGCACCAACACGCGUUUUUGAUCUUCAUGAUGACCUUCGAAAGGAUACCUACCCUACUACAACCUCUGGCAAAAUCCAGAAAGCAAUGCUUCGAGAAUGGAUCAUGGAUCAUCUUAGUCAGGUCGCCGUUGAGGAUCAAGACUCUUCCAAUGAUCUUACAUUGGAGGUAACGAAAGUUUGGUCCGAUAUAACGGGUCUGACGCUUGGAGAUAUCGAUCCUGAUGUGUCUAUACGAACCUUCACCGACAGUAUGAUGCAAAUCCAAUUUUGCCACCUGAUAGGCCAAAGGCUGCAAUUGGCAAUCAGACAGAGCGAUCUAAUUAAGUUCAACACGAUUAGAAAACAGGCCAUAUUGCUGAAAGAAAGAAAGCAACAGCACGCCAAAGGCUCUCACAGCCAUAACAUGGCCCAUGGCAUUCCAAUGCAGCUCGAUAUGAAGCGGGCGAAGCAUGUAGCAUCUUCCAAGUUGGACCAGUUUGGAUUUGGAUGGGAUGAUGUCCAAGAAGUCAUUCCAAUUUCUGACUGCCUGAAACGAUCACACUAUGGGUUUAGGCCGAAUUCGUGGAACAUCCGAAUGUCAUGGAUUUCGAAUUCAUCAAUUAUUAUUGCAGAGAUUCAGGCGGCCUUGUAUAUAUGGCUCCAGCGUCAUCCACUACUACGGUCCACGCCUGUUACAUACGAUGAUGAAUUAGAUCUAUACCUGGUUAUGCAUCCCAGUGCAGAUUGGAUGAGACUACAAGUCAUUGAUGGUGGGACGGUUGAAGAUGUGAAUUGUGUUGCAACAUACAAGCUCAAUGACCCCGAUUAUGACUACAUUGAUAGGAAUGGGCCGUUGUUCAGGGCUACAGUCCUCAGUGUGAACAAUUCAUCGGUCGUUGGGGUGGUUAUGCACCUUCACCACCUAAUUCUGGAUGCCCACAUCUUGUCUCGUUGGUUUGAAGACCUGAGAGAUAUUCUGAACCAUAAAGAGGACCUUCUUAAUUUCCAUCCUUACCAUCAUUACAUCACAGACUAUCAUAGGCACCGAACUGGUGCCGCAUCGCAGAAAGCGGUCGACUUCCAUGUCAACAGGAUUCGGGGAGUAUCUUGUGCUAAAGAUGCUUUAUGGCCACCGCAGAUUGCGCCACACUGGCUCAAAGGUGAUAAUCAGGGCUGGGUCCGCAGUGACAACACCCCAGGUUGUCCCAGCGAGCGGCCUCUUCUCGAUGGAGACAAAAGCUGUGGAACCAAAGGUAUCAGUCGUGCUGUGCUUGUGCCCAAACUCCUGGAAUUGCAACACAAGUUUGCAAUAACACCCCCAAUCGUUGCCAGAUGUGCCUGCGCAUUACUAAAUGUACGCAUGACUGGAGCUAAGGAGGCGAUAUUUGGAGUGAUUGAAUCAGGCAGAACCUGGCCAUCUGAGAAUGAUAGUCAAAUCGAUCACAAUGGGAUGGAUAUAUUGGAAGUCGAUGGGCCUACUAUCACUCACUGUCUCAAUCGCACCAGAGUUACACCAGAAGAAACGGCAAUUCAGCUUCUAACCAGGAUGACCAAGGACCAGGAUGAUAUUGUUUCCUAUAUCUACGCUCCAAUUGAUGAGAUAUGUCGAAAGCUAGAUGAUUCAGAUGAGACGUCUUUUGUUGACAUCGUUCAUCGACAAAGCUUCAACUGGAUUAUGGGAGGGUAUAAGGAACAUGUUUCAGAUCCAAUCAAGCGCAUUGAAGCCAUUGCUCGACCUGAUCUCGGUCUUUCAUGGCUGCCGGGUCUUUUGGACGGCAACAUGUUGAGGCUGACUGUGUCAUAUGAUGAUGCGCAGUUACGGGCAAUCGAGGUAUACAACAUCAUGACGGAGUACCUGUGCGCUGCGGCCUGGCUUUCUGAUCCUGCUAACAUGGAUAAGGAUGUAGCUCAAUGCGAGUUCCACGGCCACGAUAUUGUGGAUCUUGAUCGAGAGGGUGCAGGUCGCUAUCGUCAGUGA